Yarrowia lipolytica CLIB122 is the source of this 1695-nucleotide messenger RNA. RefSeq lists its product as uncharacterized. Gene Ontology annotation, cellular component: mitotic spindle; spindle pole; nucleolus. Gene Ontology annotation, molecular function: protein tyrosine phosphatase activity; protein serine/threonine phosphatase activity; protein tyrosine/serine/threonine phosphatase activity. Gene Ontology annotation, biological process: regulation of exit from mitosis; positive regulation of cytokinesis; protein dephosphorylation. The record is from RefSeq and is a predicted model, not a curated record. NCBI's taxonomy places the organism in Eukaryota, Fungi, Ascomycota, Dipodascomycetes, Dipodascales.
AUGAAAAAAGUGGAACCAAUCGAGUUCCUCAAGGACCGGGUCUAUCUCGGAGCAUAUGCGCACACCCCCAAGGACACCGAGACGACCGUCUACUUCACGGUCGACGAUGCUCUUCCCUACAACCCGUUUCAUCUGGAUUUCGGGCCUCUGAAUGCCGGUCAUCUGUACCGAUUUGCGGUUGCUCUUCACGAGAUUCUGGCGGAGAACGAGGACAAGGCGGUCAUGUUCUACUCGUAUCCUGAUCCCCGAUACCGAGCCAAUGCCGCCUGUCUUCUGUGUUGUUACAUGGUGUUGAUCCAGUCGUGGCCUCCUCAUUUGGCAUUGGCACCGAUUGCACAGGCGGAGCCUCCGUUCAUGCCGUUCCGCGACGCCGGCUACUCGACUGCUGACUUCAUUCUCACCAUCCAGGACGUGGUCUACGGGUGCUGGCGGGCCAAGGAAAAGGGCUUUUUGGACCUGCGCCACUUCAAUCUCGACGAGUACGAGCAGUAUGAAAAAGUGGACCAGGGCGACUUCAACGAGCUGCCUCCUCAUUACAUUGCGUUUGCGUCACCGCAGCAGGAGGACUUUCUCACCCCGCUGGACCACGCCUUCAACAACGUGCUCGACUACUUUGAGACCCACAACGUGCAGCUGGUGGUGCGUCUCAACUCGAUUCUGUACGACGCUCGUCAGUUCGAGCAACGCGGAAUCAAGCACGUGGACAUGAUCUUCGACGAUGGCACCGUGCCCACCAUGGACAUGGUCAAAAAGUUUGUUGGCGCGGCUGAAUGCAUCAUCGAACAGGGCGGCAAGAUCGCCGUUCAUUGCAAGGCCGGCCUGGGCCGCACGGGGUGUCUGAUUGGCGCCCAUCUCAUCUACUCCUACGGCUUCACCGCCGCCGAAUGUAUUGCCUACAUGCGGUUUCUGCGGCCAGGAAUGGUGGUGGGCCCCCAACAACACUGGCUCUACCUCCACCAGAACGAGUUCAGAGACUGGAAACGAACCAUGGUCGUCAGCGAUACCCCCAGCUACAAGCUGGCCAACCUGCGACCCCUGGUGCCCAUUGCCGACCAACAGUGCAAAUUGAGACAACAAUUGAGCGCUCUCCAGGACCAGAUCCGGCGCAAGGAGGAACAAUUGGGCUCUCUGGGAGCCUCCGCAGUAACCCAUGACUCCAUUCUGCCGUCAACCCCCCCGCCAAAAACACCCGAACGAUCAAUUCUCGGAGACAUGGACCAUUGCAACUCGAUUCUGCCGGCCCCUACUCCCGGACAGCCCCGCAAAAACUCCCCCAGUCCGGCCCAUCGAUCUGGAAGUGUGGGCAUUUCCGCCAUCCGUCCCAAACGGUACAUUUCCACUUCCCAUGACACCGUCUACAACUCGGACGAGGAACGAGAAGGCUCGAUCGCCUCGGCGCGACGAGUGGUCAGCAGCAGACAAAUGCCGUCGCGUCAGCCGUCGCGGUCCGUGUCUGUGUCAGUCUGCGAGGACGUAGAGGGCUCGCUGAUUGUCACGGCCUCUCAUUCGCCCUCCCGACGACCCUCGCACCAGCAGCAGCUGCGGUCGCCCUCCAAACAGCUGGACUUCGACCAGGAGAACGACAUGAAAAAGUCACCAUUGAGGGUUCGGAGCGCAUCCCGGCGCCAGGCAUCGGUGCGACAAGUCAGUGGCGAGACCGGCGUGAGAAAGGUCUCCAGAACCAAGAGGUCGUAG